Molecule: messenger RNA, 990 nt
Organism: Vanessa tameamea
Lineage: Eukaryota; Metazoa; Arthropoda; Insecta; Lepidoptera; Nymphalidae
Exons: 3
Coding region: 76-990 (304 amino acids)
Source: RefSeq, a predicted model, not a curated record
AUUGCUUCAAUAAGCGAUGAAAUAAAGUCAUACUACUCACAAAUUAUCAAUUUAUGUCCUAAGCCUGCAUGUCAUAUGAGUAGUAGUGACAGUGAUUCUAGCGAAACGUGUUCGAAUCCUGAACUAAAAAUGGAGUUCGAUUUGAAAACAGCAUGUAGUUUAAUUCCUGUUAUGAAUAAUAACGAAAACAGCAUUAAAGGUAUCAUUGACUCUAUAGAAAUGUAUUUGGAUAUGUUGUCAUCAUCAGGUCAAAAAUUACUAAUUACAUUUGUUUUAAAAAGUAGACUGUCACAGAAUGCUAAAUUACGAAUGUUACCCGAAUACAGUUCUACAAAAAACUUAAUUAAGGAUUUAAAAAACAAAUUAUUGGUAAAGAAAAGUCCUACCGCAAUACAAUCACGGCUACAAACUGUAUCUCAAGGAUAUCGCACUAUAGAACAUUUUGGAACCGAGAUAGAGAACUUAUUUGCAGAUUUAACGAUAGCUCAGGCAGACGGCGAUGCUGAAAAAUACGAAAUUUUAAAACCUAUUAAUGAGCGAUUCGCAAUACAACGUUUUUCUGACGGUCUAAGAAAUUCAAGACUAAGUACGAUUAUUGCAGCACGCAACUACAAACACCUAAACGAGGCGAUUCAAGCUGCGAAAGAUGAAGAGCCAUGUCAGUUGGGCACCGGCACAGCGCUUGCACAGUUCACCGACUACGUCAACAACAGACUCAACGAGGGUAAGUUCGUAGCUGCGAUAUUUAUUGAUUAUAAAAAGGCGUUUGACACCUUGGAGCACGAUGUACUGCUGCAAGCCAUGCAGGAGUGUGGUAUUAGGGGCCCGGUCAACCGCUGGUUUAAAUGUUAUUUAGAAAAUAGGUACCUCUGCACGACAAUCGAUGGAACAACUGGUGAUGAUGUAAGAGUCACACUCGGAGUACCGACUGGAUCCUUAAAUGUUCUGACCAGGAAAGUGUUCGGUCAAGAUGUAUGCCAAGGUCUUUAA